ACGUAAAUAUUGUCUGCUAAACUUGACCACAAACAAAAAUUGGAUUAUAGAACUUGAGGAAGCCUAGUUAUGGUGAAAUUUCUUUCUGUUAUUUAGUGCCUAGUAGUUUCAAAAUUAUUGUAACUUAAAAUCAAUUAUAUAUAUCGUUUUGAAGUAUUAUUUAACAAUUAUUAUUCAGGCUUUACUUGUUUUAUCUCAAAUUUCUGUCAUUAAUAUGCCAGGAGGCGACCAAGAAAUUAUCAAACGGCAAAAAACUGAUAUGUACUCUUCCUCAGUAUCUGCCUGGGCCGUUCAGGUGGCAACCAAUGUAACGAUACAGAAGCAUCAUGUAUCCAGAGACAAGCGAGGGCAGGUACUUGGCAACAUCCGAGGCUUCCGAGGUUGCACUGUCUGGUUCACAGGGCUGUCUGGUGCUGGAAAGACCUCAAUAUCAUUCGAGCUAGAAGCUUAUCUGGUGGCACGUGGUGUACCUGCCUAUGGACUUGAUGGAGACAACAUCCGGACUGGCCUCAACAGAAACCUGGGUUUCAGCAAAGAGGACCGGGAGGAGAACAUCCGUCGGGUGGCCGAAGUGGCCAGACUGUUCGCUGACAGUGGUGUGGUAGCACUGUGUAGCUUUGUUUCACCGUUCUCUCAGGAUCGAGAAAUGGCUCGAAAGAUUCACCGGGAGAAUGAUUUACCUUUCUUUGAAGUGUUUGUUGACACCCCUCUCAACGUUUGUGAGCAGAGAGAUGUUAAAGGGCUAUACAAAAAAGCUCGUCAGGGUUCCAUAAAAGGAUUCACUGGAGUGGAUCAGCCAUAUGAGAAGCCUGAGGUUCCCGACCUAGUCGUGAAAACUGUCAACUCCACCAUUGAGGAGAGUUGCCUGCAAGUUGUUCAGUUGCUGGAAGAAAAUGGUAUAAUCCCAGUAAACAUCCGGCAGAAUGACACAGUGGUAGAGUUGUUUGUGCCUGAGAACCGAGUGUCAUCUGCUAUAGAGGAAGCCUCACACUUACCUUCACUGGCCAUUUCCACUGUUGAUCUUCAGUGGGUCCAGGUACUGGCCGAGGGCUGGGCCAGGCCUCUUCAGGGGUUCAUGACUGAAGAUCAGUUCCUGCAGAGUAUCCACUUCAAUACGGUGGGAGAUGACACAAGUCAGUCGGUGGCUAUUGUGCUGCCAGUGACUACAGAAGACAAGGAGAGACUGAGCGACGUGUCUGCCUUCACACUGAAGUACGAAGGGAGAGCCGUAGCGAUACUGCGGCAGCCACAGUUCUAUGCUCACCGUAAGGAGGAGAGGGUAGCCCGCCAGUUCGGCACCACCCACACCAGUCAUCCAUCCAUCAAGGCUAUCUAUGAGAGUGGAGACUGGCUAGUAGGAGGAGAGCUGGAGGUUUUGGAGCGGAUUCGUUGGAACGAUGGUCUGGACCAGUACAGAUUAUCGCCCAAUGAACUAAAAGCCAGGUUCAAAAAAAUGGGUGCUGACGCAGUGUUUGCCUUUCAACUACGCAACCCUAUUCAUAAUGGCCAUGCUCUCCUUAUGCAAGACACUAAGAAACGCUUGCUGGAGAGAGGUUACAAGAAUCCUGUGCUGUUGCUGCACCCUCUGGGCGGGUGGACUAAGGAUGAUGAUGUUCCUCUACCCACAAGGAUUGAACAGCAUGCAGCUGUCUUUAAUGAUGGGGUUCUAGAUCCCAAGUCUACAGUUCUGGCAAUCUUUCCUUCUCCCAUGCUGUACGCGGGACCUACAGAGGUACAAUGGCACGCCAAAGCCCGCAUGACAGCAGGAGCCAACUUCUACAUUGUGGGGAGGGACCCAGCUGGACUACCUCACCCUGACCCUGAGGUCAAGGGUGACCUCUAUGAUGGCACUCACGGAGGGCGAGUGCUAUCCAUGGCUCCUGGCCUUGCAGACCUUGAAAUAAUUCCAUUCAGGGUGGCAGCUUAUGAUAAAACUAAAAAGAAGAUGGACUUCUUUGAUCCUAAAAGAAAAGAUGAUUUUGAAUUCAUAUCUGGUACAAAAAUGAGAGGGCUGGCAAAGUCAGGGACUCUCCCUCCUGAUGGGUUUAUGGCACCCUCAGCAUGGAAGGUGCUAGCCAACUACUACAAGUCACUCCAGUCUAAAUAGACUGAUGGUGUUGUUUGUUUACAGGGCUGGCAAAGUCAGGGACUCUCCCUCCUGAUGGGUUUAUGGCACCCUCAGCAUGGAAGGUGUUAGCCAACUACUACAAGUCACUCCAGUCUAAAUAGACUGAUGGUGUUGUUUGUUUACAGGGCUGGCAAAGUCAGGGACUCUCCCUCCUGAUGGGUUUAUGGCACCCUCAGCAUGGAAGGUGUUAGCCAACUACUACAAGUCACUCCAGUCUAAAUAGACUGAUGGUGUUGUUUGUUUACAGGGCUGGCAAAGUCAGGGACUCUCCCUCCUGAUGGGUUUAUGGCACCCUCAGCAUGGAAGGUGUUAGCCAACUACUACAAGUCACUCCAGUCUAAAUAGACUGAUGGUGUUGUUUGUUUACAGGGCUGGCAAAGUCAGGGACUCUCCCUCCUGAUGGGUUUAUGGCACCCUCAGCAUGGAAGGUGUUAGCCAACUACUACAAGUCACUCCAGUCUAAAUAGACUGAUGGUGUUGUUUGUUUACAGGGCUGGCAAAGUCAGGGACUCUCCCUCCUGAUGGGUUUAUGGCACCCUCAGCAUGGAAGGUGUUAGCCAACUACUACAAGUCACUCCAGUCUAAAUAGACUGAUGGUGUUGUUUGUUUACAGGGCUGGAAAAGUCAGGGACUCUCCCUCCUGAUGGGUUUAUGGCACCCUCAGCAUGGAAGGUGUUAGCCAACUACUACAAGUCACUCCAGUCUAAAUAGACUGAUGGUGUUGUUUGUUUACAGGGCUGGCAAAGUCAGGGACUCUCCCUCCUGAUGGGUUUAUGGCACCCUCAGCAUGGAAGGUGUUAGCCAACUACUACAAGUCACUCCAGUCUAAAUAGACUGAUGGUGUUGUUUGUUUACAGGGCUGGCAAAGUCAGGGACUCUCCCUCCUGAUGGGUUUAUGGCACCCUCAGCAUGGAAGGUGUUAGCCAACUACUACAAGUCACUCCAGUCUAAAUAGACUGAUGGUGUUGUUUGUUUACAGGGCUGGCAAAGUCAGGGACUCUCCCUCCUGAUGGGUUUAUGGCACCCUCAGCAUGGAAGGUGCUAGCCAACUACUACAAGUCACUCCAGUCUAAGUAGACUGCUGUCGUGGUGCUACAUGUGUCUUACGCACAUUCCAUAUCUGAGCAUUUAUACCUGCUUUUCAAUCCUGUUUCGCUAAUUUGCUUUCUAUUAGAGCUGUUUAUUGUCAAUGAUUAUGGGCAGGGAUCAAAUCAGAAAGAAUGUAGCCUACAAAUUUUGCAAGUAAUGUUGCAAAUACUUUUCAAAGUUAAGUGAUUUUUAUGAUUAACCAUGGGAUAAAUAAGUGGUGAUCCGAAUUCACAAUUAAUUAUAAAUUAUUAGUAUUAUGAACAAAAAAAUGUUGAUAUAUAUUCUACUUAAGUAUGUUUAAUGUUCAUACAUGAUCAAAUUUCAUGGAAAUGAUCCAUAAGUUUAAUUUGGUUAAUACAUAAAAAGACUUUCUGCAAGACAUUUUAAAAUAGACAGUCUAGUAUAACAAUAAGUACAUAAUAAUAGUGUUUGGGAAUAACAUAAAAAAGUAUUCACCAUGAAAAUCAAUAAUACGGCAGUCAAUUUAUAAAAAUAUAUUACUUUAAUGAUUUGGAAGUGCAUUGCUGCUGAUCAAAAAUGAUUUUUUAAAUUAUUUUAAGAUGUAUUAACAACUACUUAAACCUUAUAUUUCUUUAAAUGUAUAAAUCAUUAUGUUUAUUAUUACAUAGAACCAGUUUGUUAUGCUUUUAUUUCUAGAACUAUUGGAGUCUGUAAAUUGUUAUUUAUAGGCUUAAUGAUUUAAUCUUGUAUCUUGUAGAAUAAAAAGGAACAGGUCCUAAUUCAGUUAAAUGUUCAGUGGGAAUAGUAAGUUUGAAAAUAAUUCGAGGAAAAAAAAUUAACAGAGAUUUGUAAAAAGUUGAACAAAUGUAAAUUAACAAUCAGAAACAUAUCCUAAAAUUAAAUUUUAUUCAAUCAAUAAAUUUAGUUAUUUAUAUACUAUAUAUUUAUUUUGUAAGAAAUAUAUUUUUUACUAAAUAAUUUUUUAGUUUAUACAUGUAUUUUCUUAUAAACAGAGUGAAACACCGUUGUUUAAUAUCUCUAAGAAUUUUGGUAAUUCUUUUGUAGUUUAAUUUAAGUACGAGAUUUGUAAGAGAAUAUUAAUAGUAGGAAGCAGAAUAUAUUUAAAAUGUUUGUUUUUGCAUUUCAAAUAAAUUAUGAAGGAGUACAACAGAGGAGUGAAGAGCUGAGGAAAUUAUUCUUGAAGUGCUAGUGCACGUUCUAUGUGGAAGGAAGUUUUACCUGUGACAAUAAAUUAUGCAAAGUUCUCCAUGUAAAAGCGGAUAGCUAAUUGUAAUGUUGAACAAUGGAGAAGUUUCUGUUGUGCUUACACCAUUAUCAGUAGAGACUGACCUGAAUCCAGAAAGUAUAUUUAUAAGUAUAUUCAAUCAAUUUAUAUACUGAAAAGUCAAUUUGUUGUUCUCACACAAUUAAACAAAAUUUCAUUGGUUUAAAUGAUGGUGACUAGAUGAUUUUCAUACAAAAAUGAAACAUAAUGAAUUUGUUAACUAUUUUGGGUAUUAUUUAGUCCCUAUAUCCCUUACUCUUUACAAACAGAUAAAUGUAAUGACUCCUCCAAGGAGUAAGGAACAACAUUAAUCUAUUAUAUUAAUCUAGUUAUUUGUAUUUUAUUGUGUUACAUGAGGAAUACAACUGAUAACCUUACAGGGUUAAUUUAUAUUAAUCUUAAAUCCUCCUAUGUGUAAAUAUUUGUUUUUGCUUAAAUUAUGAUUUGUUACAAAUUUGUCUUACCACGUUUGAUCUUGUUUAUGUAUGUUUUGUUUAGUUUAUGUGAUAUUUGUUAAGUUUUAUCUGUCAUAUUUUGAUAAUUUACUUUCCUAUUGAGAAUAAACUCUUCUAUUAUAUUUUAACCCUAAAACUGGUUAUAGUAGUGAAAACUAUAAUGUUUAGUCAAUCAAGCAAGCUAAUCACAUAUUGUAAAGUUACAGAUUAUUUAGGAGUAUGCUUUAUUGGAGGUUUUGUUGAUUCUUUUUGUUAGUUUGUAAUAUUAAUAUUUUUGGUUAGUACUAGAAAUUAUUGAGCAAAUAUAGAAAUAAAGUUGUGUUGGUUUCUCUUAUACACACUAUGUUUUACAUUAUCAUAUUUUAUUACCAUUUUGUUACUGAUUUUUAUAAUUUUCUAAGAAUCAUUGUGUAUAUUGUUUGUAAUUAAUUGGCUUUAAAUUGAUACAUAAAACUGUAUUUUAUCUGUAACAGGCCUAUGUAAAAGUGUUUUAACCUAGUUUCUUACAAUUUAAAGAUAUGGCUGUAAAUUACCCAUUUGUUAUUUGAAUUUUAUUAACAAGAUUUGUACUAUUUGCAAUUACCAUGUCUACAAUUUGUAUAUCUUGGGUGAUUCUAUAAAGGUUUUGUUGACAAGAGUUUUAUUUAAAUUCUUGUAAAACCAUGCCUUUUUAUUUUGUAUUAGAAAACAAUUUUGAAACUAACAUACAAAAGUAUCUUUAGUGAUAAUUAAAAUUAGUACUCUGCCUUAUGCAUCUCAAGCCGGCCAUAAAAGGAAAAUACCCAACAGUAUAUUAAACAAUAGUUUUGUUAAAAACAAAAAAACAAUAGUAUGCAAAAAUAAAUAGAGGAAAAUUUGAUGACAGCAUUUUUAAUUGACAAUAAAGGUUAUGACACAUGACAUGUCAAAAUAACAUAUGUACAAACACUACAUUGUUUAAAUUGUAUACAUUAAUAGUAAAUAUAUUGGAAAUUAUUAACACAAUAAGUGUUGUGAUAGCAAAAAUGCUUGAUUUUUGUAAGAUCUUAUCAUAGUAUAUUUCUAAUUCUCAUAUUCUUGGUUGAUAGUGUCUAUAAAUACAAGAAAAAAAAGUAUUGUUUAUAUUGUUACUUGAAUUAACAUGUAAUGAAAAGUUUACCUAUUUUGUAGAAAAAUGUUUUAAUUUUCUUAUGUGCAAUGUAAAAGGACUGAAUUUUAACAAAUUGAAAUACCAGUUCUAGGGUUAAAUAAAUGGGCACAAUCAUCAUUUUAAAUACGUUAUGGAUAGCUACUUUUAUACAAACCAAUAAUUUUAAUUAUUCUAUUCGUUUAGUAUAAUCAGUUAUUUUAGCUUAUUUUAGUAUAUGCAAAUUGUAUUAUGGUGCAUUGUUAAAAGUAUUAAAAUUAUUGUAUUAAUCAUAUUAAAAAGUUUAAAAAACUUAAACAUAAA
Molecule: messenger RNA, 6347 nt
Organism: Homalodisca vitripennis (glassy-winged sharpshooter)
Lineage: Eukaryota; Metazoa; Arthropoda; Insecta; Hemiptera; Cicadellidae
Gene: Papss
Product: bifunctional 3'-phosphoadenosine 5'-phosphosulfate synthase 2
Exons: 13
Coding region: 215-2107 (630 amino acids)
Biological process (GO): 3'-phosphoadenosine 5'-phosphosulfate biosynthetic process; sulfate assimilation
Molecular function (GO): sulfate adenylyltransferase (ATP) activity; ATP binding; adenylylsulfate kinase activity
Source: RefSeq, a predicted model, not a curated record